ACGGUCCGUUUCGCUACACCGAGCCAAGACGGUGCGUUUUAUCCUUCAAAAUUUCCCAACCUCUCGUCUCUAUACUCUGCAUAAACCCUAAAAUUGAACCCUCCAACAUCCCACAAUCCAUCUCUCUAUAUCGGCCUCUCUCCAGUCCUGUCAAGUUGCUGAAUUUAUGAUACAUAUACUUUUAGAAGAGGCAAAAUGGCGUUUCGAUACCUACAGAGUAUUUGAAAAAUCAAGCAAUCAGUAGAACCCAGCUAUAAGAAGGUUUACGCUCACUUGUAAGUUCUAGCAUAAUCAAUUAUGAUUGCGUUUCUCUGUAGAAGAACACUACAAAUACCAGUUCCUACUUGUAGGUUUUCACCGAUAAGCUCCAUAAUCCAACUUGGUUGUAUGCAAGAUGGGUUAUUAUUUAGUGUUAGAUCUCUGUCAACAUUAUUGAAAUCUAUGGACUGUAAACAGAAGAAAUAUUCUUAUGCAGUGUCUUAUCUUGUAAACUCAUGUGGGUUUGCCCUGGAAUUUGCUGAAUCUAUAUCUAAGAAGGUAAAAUUUGAAUCCCCUGAUAAACCGGAUGAAGUGGUUAGCCUUCUCACAGAGUACGGGUUCACGAAAGACCACAUCUCCAGGCUUAUUAGGAGAAGACCCCAGCUGCUUUUGGCCAAUCCUACGACGAACCUUUUGCCCAAACUGGAGUUUCUACGUUCAAUUGGUGUUUCAAUCUCAGAUCUUGGUCAGAUGCUGUCUGGUAACCCUGAUUUAUUGUGCCGGAGCUUAGAACAUUUUCUCAUUCCUUGCUAUAAUAUCCUCAAAAGUGUACUUAUUUCUGAUGAAAAAUUGGUCAAGGCUUUGAAGCGCUCAAACGGGAUUGUUGUUUCCUCAUUGCCUGAGAAUUUGUCAGUUAAUUCAUUAAUCCUAAGAGAAAAUGGAGUGCCUCAAUCUAUCAUCUCUUAUUUGUUGAUCUAUAAACCUUCCGUGGCAUGCAUGAAGCCUGCCAAAUUUAGGCAACUUGUUAACAAGGUUAUUGAUAUUGGAUUUGACCCUCUGAAGUCUACAUUUGCACAUGCACUGGUAUUUGUGUCUUUUCCUAAUGUCUGGGAGCGGAAGAUAGUGUUUUAUAGGAGUUGUGGCUUAUCAGAAGAUGAAAUAUGGUUGGCUAUCAGAAAGUUUCCCUUGUGUAUGAAUUUCUCAAUUAAGAAAAUUAGAAACACCAUGGAUUUUCUUGUGAACAAGAUGGGUUGGCUGCCUGGAGAUGUUGCCAGAGUUCCAAGUGUAUUAUGUUAUAGUUUGGAGAAGAGGAUUGUUCCAAGGUGUUCAGUUGUAAAAGUUUUGAUAUUGAAAGGUUUGAUCAAGGGAGAUAUUAAUUUAUCUACUGUGUUGACAGCCACUGAGAAGUACUUCCUGGAUUUGUUUGUGAUAAAGUAUCAGGAAGAGGUACCUCAACUCUUGAGUAUCUUCCGAGGAGAAAUAAAUAUUGUGGAAUUUGGAUUUGGAUUUGAGUAAAAACCAUCCGUAGUUUCCCCCUUACCCGAUGCUGGGUAAUUGCGGCUUAGCUUUAUUGGACUUUUAACUGCUGGCUGUAGACUGUCUCUAAUGUGGUUCUCUUGUAAGUGGUUUUACUACAUACCUUCAUUUUAUUAGAGAUAUUUGAGGUAUUGGUAGGGAAGUCAUAGGUCCGGAUAACUCAACUGCCUUGCAGCGCUCUAAAGGUUUCCAAUGCUUCAGUUCAGUGUCUUAUUUUCAUUGAAGAACUCUCUGCCAUCAAUCUGAUAAUGAUGAAUCAUAGUUAAGAAUAUUAAAAGUUUUGCUUACCUGUCCUAUCUUCUUUUUCCUGAUGAUUUGCCGGAGUUUUCAUGUUAUCUAUCCUCUUUUAUGCACUUUGUGCCUUAUUUUAUAAACGUGCAACACCAACA
Molecule: messenger RNA, 1904 nt
Organism: Hevea brasiliensis (rubber tree)
Lineage: Eukaryota; Viridiplantae; Streptophyta; Magnoliopsida; Malpighiales; Euphorbiaceae
Product: transcription termination factor MTERF15, mitochondrial
Exons: 1
Coding region: 298-1494 (398 amino acids)
Biological process (GO): chloroplast organization; regulation of DNA-templated transcription
Cellular component (GO): chloroplast
Molecular function (GO): double-stranded DNA binding
Source: RefSeq, a predicted model, not a curated record